Messenger RNA from Solanum verrucosum, 902 nucleotides. Its product is annotated as U1 small nuclear ribonucleoprotein C-like. Gene Ontology annotation, biological process: mRNA splicing, via spliceosome; mRNA 5'-splice site recognition; spliceosomal snRNP assembly. Gene Ontology annotation, molecular function: zinc ion binding; pre-mRNA 5'-splice site binding. The record is from RefSeq and is a predicted model, not a curated record. Gene Ontology annotation, cellular component: U1 snRNP; nucleus. The coding region runs from base 53 to 646 and encodes 197 amino acids. NCBI's taxonomy places the organism in Eukaryota, Viridiplantae, Streptophyta, Magnoliopsida, Solanales, Solanaceae. The transcript has 5 exons.
AAGAGUUUCUUUUUUAUUCUUGCAGGGCGUUCUACUCUUUUGUGUAAACAGAAUGCCUCGGUAUUACUGUGACUACUGUGAUACUUACUUGACGCAUGAUUCUCCUUCUGUUAGAAAGCAGCAUAAUGCAGGGUACAAACACAAGGGAAAUGUUCGAACUUAUUAUCAACAAUUUGAGGCACAACUGAAUCAAAGUCUAAUUGAUCAAAAAGUCAAGGAACAUCUAGGGGCCUUUAGACCAGUUGGCCUUCCUUUUCCUCAGCUAAGGCCUGGUCUUCCUGGUCUUCCAACUCCUCAGAUGCAGAUGCCCGGCAACCCUCAAAUGCCACCUGGUGCCCAAUGGGUCCCUGGUAUGCGGCCUCCGGUGCUUCCAAGGCCCAUGCCCGGUCUUCCAGGUUAUGCUCCUCCACCAAUGCCUCAGAUGUUGGCACCUCCCGGUGCUCCUAUGCCUGGUCAAGUCAAUAAUAUGCAAAGACCUGUCGGUCCACCAAGUGCAGUUCCAGGAAGUAUGGGAAUGCCUGCUCCUACUGGCGGCCCUCCAAUGUUUGCACCACCUCCCGUGUAUCAAGGAAGUACCACUGUGCCAACAAGCGGAGGAGGUGAUAAUUCUAGUAUCAACGCUCAAGCUGCCGACUCUAAUCAAUAGGCCGGUUUAUGUACAGAAAAUCCAGAUGCUACUGUCCUGAAGCUAUUCUUAAUCUGGUUUCAACGUGUUUUAUUUUCUAUGUUGUGAUGUUAAGUGCUAGAAAUCCAUGAUAUGGUUAGAUGUAAGGUAAACUGGUCAGGGAAGAGAGAAAAAUUCAUUUACUCAAGGAAGGUUUUGGCUAGCAACAUUGAUUGUACCUUUGAGAAAUGCUUCUAUGGUAUUUAUUUAGUUCAGUGAAACUAUUUUAAAGUCUAAA